CCGCUCCGUGUUUUGCGUCCUCCGCUCCCCCUCCUUCCCGCUGGAUCCCAGCCCCUCGCGCUCUAUCUCUAUCACUCCACUCCGUCUCAAUAUGUCUCAAGAUGGCGGCCAAUGCGGGAUCGAUGUUUCAAUAUUGGAAGCGCUUUGAUUUACAGCGGUUGCAGAAAGAUCUGGAUGCUACGGCUGCGGUGUUGGCCAACCGACAGGAUGAGAGCGAGCAGGCCAGGAAACAGCUCAUCGAUCAGAGCCGGGAGUUCAAGAAGACCACACCAGAGAUCGACGCUGUCAAUCAGAGGAGCAAGGAGUCAGAAGCUGCCUUCCUACACGUCUACAAGAAACUAAUUGAUGCUCCAGACCCGAUGCCGGUGCUGGAGGCGUCCCAGCAGCUGCAGCUCUCAGCCCAGAGGAUGCAGGAGGUGGAGACGGAGAACCAGAGGCUCCGGGCGGCCCUGGAGGGCUACCAGCAGGACCGGGCCCAGCUCCACCGCUACGAGAUGACAAUUAAAGCACUUAACCAGCAGAUAGAAGGGUACGAGAAGAGCUCCCGGCAGACCACGCAGCCGGGGGGAGGGCACCAGCGGCUGGAAGGAGAGGCCCUGGAGAGAGAGGCCCUGGAGAGAGAGGGCCUGGAGACAGAGGCCCUGGAGACAGAGGCCCUGGAGGGAGAGGCCCUGGAGACAGAGGCCCUGGAGAGAGAGGGCCUGGAGAGAGAGGCCCUGGAGGGAGAGGGCCUGGAGAGAGAGACCCUGGAGAGAGAGGGCCUGGAGAGAGAGGGCCUGGAAGGAGAUGGCCUGGAGAGAGAGGCCCUGGAGAAAGAGGCCAUGGAGGGAGAGGCCAUGGAGAAAGAGGCCCUGGAGGGAGAGGCCCUGGAGGGAGAGGGCCUGGAGGGAGAGGCCCUGGAGACAGAGGCCCUGGAGACAGAGGCCGAGGCCCUGGAGGGAGAGGCCCUGGAGGGAGAGGCCCUGGAGACAGAGGCCGAGGCCCUAGAGGGAGAGUCAAAGACAGACAUGUUCAGGGACGAAGAGGAGAAGCGAGAGCGAGUUUGCGCUGAUACUGAAGACGAGAGUGAGCAUAAAGAGAGAGGGCACCCUACACCUUCGGGCCGGGAGGGGGCUGACGUCAGCGGACGGCACCAACACACAGCACUUGAAGUGACGCAGACGGAGGACCUGAGCAGCAAGUCUGACAAAGAGUCGACUACAAAGGCAGACCACAUGAAGGAGGUGAUGUCAGAGCUGGAGGUAGCCAAUCAGAGAGCGGACGCUGCGGAGCGGGAGGCCGCCGCGCUACGGGACCAGCUGACGUCGGCCCACCAGUCCCUGCAGCUGGCCACGCAGGUCCAGAAGGCUCCGGAUAUGGAGCGGGCCCUGGAGGUGCUGUCGCGCUCCAACUUGGAGGUGGAGCUCAGCACCAAGGAGCGCCAGGUGCUGCAGCUGACGGAGGACGUGCAGACGCUGCACAGCAGCCUCGGUCGCGUCAGGGAGACCUCCGCCGAGCAGAUCGGCCAGCUGAGGCGAGAGCUGGAGACCCGCAAGGCCGCGCUCAAGCGACUGGAGGAGAAGCUUGGCGAACAAGCAGACUACGAGAACAUCAAGAAAGACCUCCGUUCUCGCAAGUCCACCGAGUCUGGAACGUCAAACUGUUUGUCAGCUCAGGACUUCAAGCCCAUGGACAUGUUAUUACAGGAGAGGAGUCAAUACGUAAAGAUAGAGAAGUCCUCUCUGAACCACAACAAUAGUGAUUUGAGUGCUGCGUCAGGGCAGAGAGUGACGGAGGCGCUGCAGCAUCUCCUCUCCAGCCCCAUGAUGAACCACCAGAGCCGCCAGGACUCCCCCCCUCCUCCCCCACCGUCCUCCCAGCUGCUCGUGCGCACCGGCGGCUCCUCCGCCAAGUCCUCCAGCGAGGAGCCCCACAGAGCCGCCAACGGCACCCACCGCUUCUCCCCGACGGGCGUGGGGAUCGUCGGCGGCCAGGACUUCUUCAGCCCGUCCUCGGUGGCGUCGGUCGGCAGCGCGGCCUUCCCGCUCUCCGGGAAGAUCGCCCUCAACUCCCUGCUCCACCGGCAGCUCAUGCAGACCUUCUACUCCAAAGCGCUGCAGGACUCGGUGUCCUCCCCCGGCGGCGGCGGGCUGCUCUUCUCCCCCGCCGCCCACUACCAGCCCCCGCCGCCCGGGCCCCACCCCGCGGCGCAGGCCCACGGCCAGCCGCCGCCGCCGCCGCCAGCCUCCGCCACGGCCAGCCCCGACGCCAGCGGCCCGGUGCCGUCCCCCAGCCAGUCGGAGGGGGCCGGGAGCGCCUCGGAGGGCGAGGACAUGGACACGGCGGAGAUCGCGCGGCAGGUGAAGGAGCAGCUGAUCAAGCACAACAUCGGCCAGAGGAUCUUCGGCCACUACGUGCUGGGCCUCUCGCAGGGCUCCGUCAGCGAGAUCCUGGCCCGGCCCAAGCCCUGGAGCAAGCUCACCAUCCGGGGCAAGGAGCCCUUCCACAAGAUGAGGCAGUUCCUGGCCGACGAGCAGAACAUCCUGGCCCUGCGCAGCAUCCAGGGGCGGCAGCGAGAGCACCCAGGCCAGAACCUAAACCGAGUGUUUCAGGAGGUUCCCAAGCGGAGGACCGGCUCUGAGGGCUCCGCCAGGCCAGGCAACAUCACCACCCGCAUCCGCACCCCCGAGACGGGCUCAGACGAAGCCAUCAGGUCCAUCCUAGAGCAGGCCAAGAGGGAGCUCCAGGUCCAGAAGUCUGCGGACUGCCUGCAGUCUCCCUCCCCCGGGGGCGGUGGCGCCGAGGGCUCCGACGACGCCAUCACCGGCAUCCUGGAGCAGGCGCGCCGGGAGAUGGAGGCGCAGCACGCCGCGCUGGAGCCCCUCCUCAAGGCCUCGUCCAGCGACCUCUCCCUGCUCCCGCCCAAACUCUACCUGGGCGCCUCGGCGGGCCUCUCCCAGGCCGCCUUCUCCUCGCUCUCAUACUCCUCGCUGAAGAGGGCCGCCGCGCUCAGGCCCGCCUCCUCCUCGCCCUCGCCCGCCGCGCCCUCCCCGGCCGCCAUCUUGGACUUCCACCUGGGCGUCCCGGUGGUGAAGAGGGAGGCGGGGAGCGGCGCGGGCGGAGGCGGAGGCGGAGGAGGUGGCGAGGGGGCCGCGGAGGCCGACGGUCUGGCCGGCGGCAGGCCGGGAGCCGCGGCGCGGGGGUCCUGGCGGGAUCACUGGUGGAGCAGCAUGCACCCCCCCGGAGGGUGGGCCAAGACGGAGGAGCCCAGGGACCCGGAGGAGAGCAAGGAGAGGCCGGCCCGUCCAGCCGGCCCCGCCCUCUCCUCCUCCUCCUCCUCCAUGGACUACUGGAAGGAGUGGCCGCGGGCCGACUCACCGUACUCCCACGCCGGGCCCGAGGCCCCGGGCCCCCUGAGCCACGCCGACACGCCCCACGGCGCCCCGUCCCCGCUGGGCCUGGGGGCCAGCCUGGGCGCCCUGGGGCCCCUGCUGCCCUCCGGCGGCUCGGCCAUGGCCACGGCGGCGGCGGCGGUGGCGGGGGCCAAGGCCCCGCGGCCGGCGGUGGCCCCCCUGAAGCCGGAGCAGUACGAGCUGUACAUGUACCAGGACGUGGACACGCAGGACCUCACCCAGCAGGUCAAGGACAAGCUGGCCAAGAACGGCAUCUGCCAGCGCGUCUUCGGGGAGAAGGUGCUGGGGCUGUCCCAGGGCAGCGUGAGUGACAUGCUGUCGCGUCCCAAGCCCUGGGCCAAGCUGACCCAGAAGGGCCGGGAGCCCUUCAUACGGAUGCAGCUGUGGCUCAACGGCGAGCUGGCACAGAACGUCCUGCCCCUGCAGGGCCUGGCCGUUACAUUGGAGAGCACCCCCAGGACGUCGGCCAGCUGCAGCCCGGCCCAGUCCCCCCUGAGCUCCGUGGAGGACUCGGUGAGGAGCCUGGGGGAGCCCGCCCCGGGGCUGGCUGCGUGCGACGGCGCCCCGCAGGAGGCCAGCGAGGCAGGGGAGGAGCGGUGUCCCGGCAGCCCCCCGCCUAUGCCCGGCCUGGCCUCGGGCCUCAGCGUCCAGGAAAUGGUGGCCAUGUCCACGGAGCUCGACACCUACGCCAUCACCAAGAAGGUCAAGGAGGUGCUGACGGACAACAACUUGGGCCAGCGUCUGUUUGGGGAGAGCAUCCUGGGUCUUACCCAGGGCUCUGUGUCCGACCUGCUGGCCCGGCCCAAGCCCUGGCACAAGCUGAGCCUGAAGGGCCGCGAGCCCUUCGUCCGCAUGCAGCUGUGGCUCAACGACCCGCACAGCGUGGACAAGCUGAUGGACAUGAAGCGCCUGGAGAAGAAAGCCUACCUGAAGCGACGGCACAGCCUGGCGACCGAGGGCCACGGCAGCGCCGGGGAGCUGGGCUUUUCCCUGGGGGACUACAGCCCCCAGCCCCACCCCCACCAGCAGCAGCAGCAGCAGCCUCCGGGGGGACACCUCAAGAAGCCCCGUGUGGUGCUGGCCCCCGAGGAGAAGGAGGCCCUGAAGAGGGCCUACCAGGAGAAGCCCUACCCGUCCCCCAAGACCAUCGAGGAGCUGGCCUCGCAGCUGCACCUCAAGACCAGCACCGUCAUCAACUGGUUCCACAACUACAGGUCUCGGAUCCGCCGGGAGCUGUUCAUCGAGGAGAUCCAGGCGGCGGCGGCGGCCGGCGAGAGCCGCAGGGCCACCGGCGGGGAGAGCGACUACUGCGACGGCACCGAGUCAGAGGGCACGGCGGACAGCAGCCGCCUGGACCCCGCCCAGGAGGGGGGCCUGGACCCCGCCCAGGAGGGGGGCCUGGACCUCAGCAUGGAGGGGGGCCUGGACCUCAGCAUGGAGGGGGGCCUGGACCUCAGCAUGGAGGGGGGCCUGGACCUCAGCAUGGAGGGGGGAUGCGGGGCUCUGGACAGGAGCCAGGCCCCGCCGCGCGUCCCGGCCCCACGCGGGGGGAACCCCCGAGAUAGCUCCCUGCGCAAGAGGAAGGCGGCCAACCUGAACAGCAUCAUCCACCGGCUGGAGAAGGCGGCCGGCAAGGACGACCUGCACGACUGGGAGUUCUGAAGCACUCAGGGACCUCGUUUAGCAAUAAGGCCACGACGCAACACAGGAGAUGAUAUUUUUUAUAGUGCCCUGACACACGACGUUGGACCCUGGCACACUGGCGGCCAGUUUCUUCUUUGUUGGUACUUCUUUUGUAUCGUUGAAGAUGUGGUUACGUUGCUUGGCGGAGUAGGUGGUGGUGGUGGGGGGGGGGGGGGGGGGGGGGGGGGGGGCUGCAUCGCAGCAUCUCUUAAAGUGACUGGUUUCCCCCCCCCCCCACACACACACACACACACACAAAAAAGAAUUUGAAAAAAAAAAAAGCACUUCCAGCAAAAGCGGCCCUUAAACGCCGGCGAGAGGUUUGAGUUAGAGACAAGCCCCGGUGUCGCUCAUCAAGACUGUUUCACUCCACAGCAGAUCCACCUCAAAGGGAACAAUAGAUCAGAUCACCCAAGAGGGCCGAGGUACACCCGUUCCCCCCCAGUGUACGGUGUCUGGGACGUCUCCGAGUAACUCACCUCUCUGGGCCCGUCACAGCCAUCUAAUGGCCUGGGACCACUCUUGAAGCUGUGGACUCCAUGCAAGCUGUAUUUAUAGUAACCCAUGUACCGACUCCCCCCCCCAAUCAUGACUCUCAACAGCCAUUUGGUUGCCACGAAGAGAUUGCACAGUCAGUUGACUCUAAACAAUAUUAGUUUUUGACUCAUACAUUUUUGAUAAAAAAUGAAAAAGUGAAAAUACUAAUCAUUUGUUUUAAAGAAAUUGCUAUAUAUACAUGAGAAUCACACUUUGUUUCAAGCUAAACAUGAAAUGCAAUAGUUAAGUCAGGAAUUAGGCUACGAUCUUGUAAUAACAUACGUUUAGGUUUCCUUUGUUCCCAACAUAGAUUGUUUUGUUAUGUAACGCACAGCUUGUUGCUAGCUUUAACAACGCUGCCAGGGGCAGGACUAUUGGAGGACGGCAGUUUAUUUAAUACGCUUUGUUUUAAGACCAAAAUCAGGUUGGAGUAGGAAAACCAGAGGAAAAAGGAAAAGAGAAUUGAGACAAGAAAGCCAAUACCCUUUCUAUAUGUUUUGAUUGUUUGUCAAUUAAGAACUUUUAACAUAUUUAACUAAAACAAAAUGGACACACGCAAACACGUGCGCACACACACACACACACAAACACACUUUCAAGACCUCGUAAUCUUGGCGGGCCGUGGGUCCAAUAGCCACAUGCAGCUCAUUGGUUGACCCCAAAGGCAAGAGGGCAUUUCAUUGGAUGAGAGACCCAGAGAUGCAUGGCCUUCUUCACUUCCUGUUUUGUUUUCCGUUUCUCAACUUCAGCUGUUACUUGGCUGUGUGUCUGUGAGACCUAGUAUCUCACACACCUGCACAAACAGCGCCAACAGCACACACACACACACACACACACACACACACACACACACACACACACACACACACACACACACACACACACACACACACACACACACACACACACACACACACACACACACACACACACACACACACACAUACACAUAUACACAUACACAGCUGCCCCGUACUGAUGCAAGUCACUAUUUGUAUGUCAUACCUGGUUCAGAGUGCCUGUCCACUGCCCCUUCACCUCUCUUUCCCCUUUUGAUGUUAUGGGAAUGUCUGUGUUGGACAGUUCUUACAUGCACUUUUUCCUGUGCUUGUGUAUGUGUGUUUGUGUUAGUGGGUGAGUGAGACUUAUUAAUAUGCAUCCUGUGACCAAGCAGUCUUUUCAUAAUAACUCGACUAGACUGGGGUAUCCUCACUUGAACCGGUUACUGCCCACGCACACACACAGACACACACACACACACGCGCACACACACACACACACACACACACACACACACACACACACACACACACACACACACACACACACACACACACACACAUACACAUACACACCAGACAAACACGCGUAUGGCUCAGAAACAGACUUGUACCAAGGAGUUGUUCGUUCUACUGGUAUAACAGAUUCACCGCUCAUUAGGUCCUUAAACCAUUUAUUUAAAAAAUGUGUAUGUUUUUUCUUAUCUUUUGUCCAUUCAAAUUAUUUAUAGGUGCUUUUUUUUUUACAUUCUAAUAUCAAGUAUAUAUUUUUUGUGUUUUCUCAUUAUUUUCAUUAUUCCUAUUUUCAUUAUGUUGUUAUUGUUAUUCUCACGUAUGAAGGGACAGUAGAGGUUUUGUUACAUCGUUUGUUACAUAAUUGUUGUUUUACUAACAGACUGCCGGCAGUAUUGGGUCAUACUUACAUACACACAAGAUGUAGAUGUCGUUAAAUCCUAAAUAUACAGUAUAAAUAUAUAUAUAUAUAUAUAUGUGUAUGCAUAUAUAUAUAUAUAUAUAUAUAGAGGUAUAUAUAUGUAUACGUUUUUCAUGUUGGUUUUAAAGUGUAAUUUAGAGUAGUGUUUACAACUCUGCAUAGUGUGAGUUUAGUUCCUGGUCUCUGCAUGCUAUUCUUAUUAUUUCUUGUGUGACGCAGUGUUUCUCCACCCCAGACUCAACGCAUUGACCCAACAUGUCGGGCCCUCUCUUUAAGAAGGGUCCAGGUCAGUAAGGGGUAACCCAUCAUUUCACCUCAUCUCGCUCCGUGGGAUCACCUUACCUUACACCCCUCACGACGGAUGUCGCCGUGUUCCAUCUUUUACUCCGCAGAAGGGCUGUAGCACGGAUUCUGUUGAAGGUUUAUCAAGAUGACGUCUCCCCCUCCCCAAAGUUCACCUCAAUCAGGACACUUACCUCCAAAACAUCAGCUUACUUUGCUUCAGCAUUGCAUUGGCCUCCGUACAGCUCCCCAGGUGACCCUGAAUCCCGCUAAAGCAUCGCCCCAACGCCCCCUGAACGUUACUCUUAUGUCCCGGUUGAGAACCGGGCCUCCUCAAGUGCCACGCUGCGCACAGGGCCCGCUGAGAGCAGCCCUGUUCAGCUCAAUGAUUGGACUCUAAUCAAUUGAUGGAAGCACAAGGUCACACACACUCAGCAGCAACGGUCUCACUCGUUGAUUUAACACUCUAAAAUGACGCAGAGCACACAACUUAGUGGGAAAAUUGACAAAUAGUGCCUUUGUGAGCCCGGCUUGAGUUUUGACUUGAUUAAUAAUGAAUACUCAUAAAGUUCAGUUCAUUUGAAGACACCAGUUCUUACAUUUUGGUGAAUAUUCUAUAAGGCUAUGAAUACAUGAUAAACAUUCAUGCAAAGCAUACAAACAUAAAAUGUAGCAUUUCCAUGUUCAUCCUGGCAGCGAUGACAAUGCAUCUUGUUGCAUCGUAUCCGAGUCAUUCUCCCUUUACUUGUACCGCAUGUCUUUAAGUACAAGGAUAUACACGUGUUGAACACCAUUCUGAGCACCUGCGUUUGGUUGCCAUUAUCAAGUUUUUGGCAGCUGUCAUGUUUUGUUAAGAGCAGCACACUCCAAAGCUGAAAGAAGCUCCCACUCAUAGAUACCAAAGUAGCUUAUUGGAAAGUCCUCUACAGAGUGGCACCUCGUGGUGGGGUUACGAGCAGUAGGGGACCUGAUCUGAGUGACAUCCAAGAAGUCAGAGAGGACCAAAAACAGGUUGAAUUCUAGUGUUGUAUGUUUUCAUCAUACUCACAUGGUUUAAUAUCUUAGUUGCGAGGGCUGUAUGUUGUCAGCCUAACAAACCUUGACAAAGGAACUCACGUUAAGAUAAAGAAAGUUUUAUUCAAAAAAUUGUUGGCCAAGCAGAACAUUUUGAGAGUUUGAUUCAGAAAAAUUCCUGCAUUGCAGAGAGUUUUUGUGGCAAAACAACACUGAUUGCAUGGUCUUGGCCAGUUUGUUUCCUUUAUUUGCAAUGGUGUUGUUAAAGAAAAACAAGUCAAAGUGUCAUUGCAGAAUCUGCGAUUCUCUAGACACAUUUCAGGAAUUUGCCUUUUGCAAAUAUUUUUCUAUAGAGCUAAAUCAGAUUGCUAUUGUGAUUAUACACUGUCAUAAAAGUGUGCAGGUGAAAUAUCCUCAUGGAAGUACUUAAACAUUAGAUUGUUUUAUGAUAAUUAUAUUCAAAUAUUGUACUGUUUUAUUAUUCCACGUGUCCAAACAUACUUAGCUAAAAAUGAUAAAUUCCCCAAACCUCAUUUGCCUUUUAAUAUUUUACCUUGUAAUAAUACAGUUGUCGAAUAUUAUCGUCAGUCAGAGUUGGCAAGAUGGCUUUCAGGAUGGUAUUCGUAACGUAUAGGUUAAUAAUAGAUGUGUCUGUAUUUACUCCACUCAUCAAUUUCACUUCCAUCUUUAAUUAAUUUUAAAGGACACAAUAAUAUUACCACAUAAAAAACUUCACCUGCACAGUGCGAUUUUGUUUGACCUUUUUCACCAAAUUAUUAUUAUCUAAAUUUUUAUUCUCCAGAGACAAAACAGAUUGAGGCAGAACCAAUCCAUGUCAUGAAUGCGCUUUGGGUUUAUGGUAAUAUUCUUCUAUUUAUUUCAUAACAUUAUAAAGUAAAGGCUGCAGUGACUGGGCUGGUGUUGAUUAGUUCAAACAGCUCAACCAUCCUUCUGCAACCAGCAUUCUGAAGACAUUCAACAUUUAGAUUCCCUGAUUAUUGAUUUAAUUUCAACGGAAUGUUUCGAUGCUGACGUUAAUUUUAGAUUUCCGAAUUUAUUCUUAGAAUUCUAGUUUCAAAAUCGUUUCAACCCUUUCCUUGUGGAACCAGGUCAAUGUUUGUGUUUUAUUUUAUUUUGAAAAUAACAGAAAUUGUAUGGAGAAGCUAGCUACACCUGCACCUCACCAAUACUACUACUACUUAACCAGGAUUAUAAGCAUCCUUUAAGGUGUAUAUUUCAACUGAUAACAAAGAUUCUAUAUAUUUCUUUCUUAUUUUUUGAGCACAGUGGAAAGUGCCACGGGAUUCUAAUAUUGGACUAUUUUGUAUUGUAUAGGGUUGUAUUUUAUUCGUUAUUUUUGUUCUCAGGCAUCUAUCAACGAUUAAUUCAUAACGGAUAGUCAGUCACAUCUGUGUGCCGUCCAAGCCGAUUCCAACCUCAUGAUUGCUAAUGUCUGAACUCAUUCAUCACUUUUAAUGAUGGUUAUUUUUCAAAGUCUGUUACCAGAUACAAUUUAGGUAUUUUAACGGAAAUCUUUGACUACUUUUGGUUUGACCUAAUGUUGAUUCUCAUUCUUAUUUUAUAAAUUAGCUGGCUAAACGUUUUGUACCAAAUAUAUUGUAAGAUGUUAGCAUUAUGUUCCAUUCUCUAUUGAUUAGCAACUUUAUUGAUGGUCUCCUAAUCUUGGGCCUUUGCCACUAUUUUGGAAAACCAUAAUUGUAUAGUCAUCAGUUUUUCAUAAUUUUCUCAUCCAUAUUGUUUCCUGAUUCUUUCUGAUUACGUGUCCUUAUGUUUCUGACUAACGCGUUACAAAUGAAAGCCUGCUUCAACCAAAAAGUGUCUUAUCUAAUGCAAACCAUUACUAAUAUCAGAGGAUUAAAUCACCCUUUCACACACUUAUUUAAGAAAGAUUAGGUUUGAGGCAUUUGUUUUGGCAUUAUCUGUGUGUCUUUCCUUGUCCUGUUCCCUUGCAUUUUUAAGGACUUCAUUAUCUUUUGUGCUGUUAUUUAUUUUUAUUUUCUCAACAGACUGGCUCAACUCACUCAGUCUCAGCUGGUCUCAUGUUCGUCUUUUAAAGCUCAGGUGGGCAUAAACCAUUGUAUUGGGGGACAGACUGCCAAACUCUCUCUCGCUCUUUCUCUGUCUCUGAGUGAUGUUCAAAGAUGUUACUAGCUGGUCUAUUUUUUAUAUUCAGAGAUGGCUAGACCCCAAUCUGUUGUCAUUAACUGAAGCAAAUGUAACCGAUAGUCCUAUCACUUUUAAUGGUUAUGUAACUUUUCCAAAUGUCUCUUUCUACAAUGUAUUGAUACUCUAGUCCUUUUUUUGUCACGUUAACACUUUUUUUCCCAGCACUGUAUGACAGCUCCUAUACAAUAUUUGAAAAGCAAUAUCACUGUAUGAAAUUCACUAUGUGUUAUUGUUAUUACUAUUGUUAUUAUUCACUAGCACACUAGGUGUGAUUAUUGAAGUAAAUAUCUUUUAUAUAAACACAAA
Molecule: messenger RNA, 11114 nt
Organism: Gadus macrocephalus (Pacific cod)
Lineage: Eukaryota; Metazoa; Chordata; Actinopteri; Gadiformes; Gadidae
Gene: cux1a
Product: cut-like homeobox 1a
Exons: 23
Coding region: 102-5054 (1650 amino acids)
Biological process (GO): regulation of DNA-templated transcription
Molecular function (GO): DNA-binding transcription factor activity, RNA polymerase II-specific; DNA binding
Source: RefSeq, a predicted model, not a curated record